This is a messenger RNA of Ilyonectria robusta, 540 nucleotides long. RefSeq lists its product as uncharacterized. Lineage: Eukaryota; Fungi; Ascomycota; Sordariomycetes; Hypocreales; Nectriaceae. The transcript has 3 exons. The record is from RefSeq and is a predicted model, not a curated record. Bases 1 to 540 code for a protein of 179 amino acids.
AUGCCAACCGCCUCUCACACCCUGGAACUCAACACUCUUCCGUCUGACGCCGAGGAGCUGAUCGAUGCCGCGCUGUCACAGGGCCGGUACGAUUGCUUGGCCCUCUUGCUCAACAAAUCCAGUCCCGUUCGGAAGGCUGUAACUCUGGGGAACAUCACAAGGACGAGACAGUCACUGGAUCAACAGAAAGAUAUCGUGCAGAGGGGAGACAAGUGGACCCCAACAAAAAUCUGGGGGUUCCAAAUUGGAACGGAUUUACCAAAUACAUUCAACGCAAAGGAUGCUUCAGAGGUCGCGAAGCUCCUAGACGAGAUCGGUCGUGAUCUGAAGCUCUGGGCACCUUUCAGAAUCCUGGUGAAGAGCCUGAAGAUCUCGAUGUUCUUCGCUACCGGUGUGGUAAUGUGUCGUGGCCUGGUUGUAACUGUAUCUCAUAACUGUAUCUCAGAAACCGAUGCAUCUUCUGCGACAAGGCCGGCUGCAGUCCGAGGUCCCCGGCACGGAGCACGCCCCGCUCAAUUGACUACAGGAAGGGCUAAUUGA